Molecule: messenger RNA, 2618 nt
Organism: Olea europaea var. sylvestris
Lineage: Eukaryota; Viridiplantae; Streptophyta; Magnoliopsida; Lamiales; Oleaceae
Product: probable methyltransferase PMT11
Exons: 9
Coding region: 194-2269 (691 amino acids)
Cellular component (GO): trans-Golgi network; endosome; cytoplasm
Molecular function (GO): methyltransferase activity
Source: RefSeq, a predicted model, not a curated record
UAUCCAGAUUUGACCUUUGAGAAAUAUACAUCCCAUGUGACAAACCACUCCCCAUAAGUACGUAUGCUCACAAUCAUAGGAUCCGUGAACAGUGGAAAUUAUUUCACACUUUGCAAGCUAAACAAUUCUAUACUUACAUUGUUCAGAUCCUUAAAGGAUCAAGAACAAGGGUUUCGAGAAGUUUCAUUCAGAUAUGGAAUCAAUGAGCAAUGGAGGAGGAGCAUCACAUCUGUUCAAAUCAGCCACUUGGAUCAAAAUUUCUGGGUUUUUAAUCACUUCUGCCAUUUUUUUCUAUUUGGGAAAGCAUUUUUCAGAUGGGUCUUUGCAGCAACUCGUUUUCUUCAAUUCUCAAAUCUCCAAAACUUCCACUUCUUCUUCCGUUGCCCUCUCCCCGAACCUCAACAAAACUUUUGAUUUGUCUUUAAUCUUAAAUGGUCCCGUUUCGUCUCCUGUUGGUUCCGGGCGAAAUCAACAAGAAGAGGGCCAAAAAAUCUUGAAUUCGGUAUCUCCUCCGCCUCCAGCUCCGGCUCCGCCGCCGCCACCACCGACUGUGCAGAGGAUGGGAGUGGUGGAUGAGAACGGGGUGAUGACGGAGGAUUUUGAAGUGGGGGAGUAUGAUCCGGAGGUGGUGGAGAAUUGGGAGAAGGCAAAUGAGACGGAAGGUUUAGCGAGCGAUGGUAAGGGGGAUAAGAUUAGGGUUAGGGUUACGAAGUUUCCCAUGUGCCCGCAGAGUAUGAGGGAGUACAUACCUUGUUUGGACAAUGAGGAGGCGAUUAAGAAGUUGAUUUCCACAGAAAGGGGAGAGCAAUUCGAGCGGCAUUGUCCUCAGAAGGGGAAGGAAUUGAAGUGCUUGGUCCCCGCUCCCAAAGGAUACAGAACGCCUAUUCCAUGGCCGAAAAGUCGAGAUGAGGUUUGGUUCAGCAAUGUUCCUCAUGCGCGUUUAGCUGAGGAUAAAGGGGGUCAGAAUUGGAUCAUCAUUAACAGGGGGAAGUUCAAGUUUCCUGGAGGUGGCACACAGUUCAUACAUGGGGCAGAUCAGUACUUGGACCAGAUUGAAAAGAUGGUUCCUCAAAUUGCAUUUGGCCGACAUACCCGAGUUGCUUUGGAUGUUGGUUGUGGUGUAGCAAGCUUUGGUGCCUAUCUGUUGUCAAGAAACGUUCUCACCUUGUCUGUUGCUCCAAAAGAUGUUCAUGAGAACCAAAUUCAAUUUGCACUUGAGCGUGGUGUGCCUGCAAUGGUGGCAGCUUUUGCAACAAGGCGAUUAUUGUAUCCAAGUCAAGCAUUUGACUUAAUACACUGUUCAAGGUGUAGAAUUAAUUGGACACGGGAUGAUGGAAUUUUGCUACUUGAGGUCAAUAGGAUGCUCCGUGCAGGAGGAUAUUUUGCUUGGGCUGCACAGCCUGUUUAUAAACAUGAAGCUGUUCUCGAAGAACAAUGGGAAGAGAUGGUUAACCUUACCAAUCGUCUCUGUUGGACACUAGUAAAGAAGGAGGGAUACAUUGCGAUAUGGCAGAAGCCUUUAAAUAACAGCUGCUAUUUGAGCCGUGAGGAAGGAGCCCAGCCACCACUAUGUGAUCCAAAUGAUGAUCCUGACAAUGUUUGGUAUGUUGAUAUGCAGCCAUGUAUUUCACGGUUGCCUGAUGAAGGAUAUGGCUCAAUUGUUACAGCCUGGCCUGCACGUUUGCAGAACCCUCCAGAUAGACUCCAGAGCAUACAAUUUGAUGCUUACCUGUCAAGGAAAGAGCUAUUCCGGGCAGAAUCAAAAUACUGGCAUGAAAUAAUUGGAGGCUAUGUUCGUGUUUUACACUGGAAAAAGUUCAAACUUAGAAACGUGUUGGAUAUGAGAGCUGGCUUUGGAGGAUUUGCAGCAGCACUAAUUGAAAACAAAUUAGAUUGCUGGGUGCUCAAUGUUGUCCCUGUUAGUGGGCCCAAUACUUUACCUGUCAUAUACGACCGUGGACUUAUUGGAGUUAUGCACGAUUGGUGUGAACCAUUCGAUACGUACCCGCGAACCUAUGACUUGCUGCAUGCUGCUGGCCUCUUCUCCAUUGAACGGAAAAGAUGCAAUAUAUCUACUAUCAUGCUUGAAAUGGAUCGGAUCCUAAGACCUGGUGGACGUGUAUAUAUUCGAGAUUCUGUUGCAGUCAUGGAUGAGCUUCAAGAAAUUGGAAUGGCAAUGGGUUGGCACAUCUCAAUGAGAGACACAUCUGAGGGCCCCCACUCCAGUUAUAGGAUCUUAACAUGCGAUAAACGUCUCUUACGGCACUGAACUUGCACAUUCAAUUCGUGUUUGUCUAUUAGUUUUCACUUCUUCUCUUCAGCGCGGGGUAGAGCAGUUUGGUAGCUCGACAUGGCAUAGAUCCAAAUACGAUAGGCAUUUGUAGCAUAAGAAUUGAGAUUCUCUGCAUAUUAUUAGCAAUGUGAAAUAGAAAUAUGUGACACAGUUAGCGUCACAUUUUAAACAACUGUCUUUUUGCCCUCUCUUUAAGUCUCUCCCUCUGGAGGAGGGGGUAUUCGUCCAGUUAGGCAAGUUUAUAAGAAAAUAUAAGCAUAGUUGCAAUUCCUUUAUUGUGCUAAUUCCAGUUCAAGUGUUAUAAAUAAUACACGGCCCCAUCGAA